Haliotis rufescens (red abalone) is the source of this 1644-nucleotide messenger RNA. RefSeq names its product MAGE-like protein 2. The record is from RefSeq and is a predicted model, not a curated record. Lineage: Eukaryota; Metazoa; Mollusca; Gastropoda; Lepetellida; Haliotidae. Bases 1 to 1644 code for a protein of 547 amino acids. The transcript is spliced from 2 exons.
AUGUUGUUUUUACUGGUGGUUAUCGACUUUAACCUUGUGUCGCAUGCUCCAACAGUCAUACAGGUCGGCUGUCAGGUUGUGCCGCAAGCUCCAACAGUCAUACAGGUCGGCUGUCAGGUUGUGCCGCAAGCUCCAACAGUCAUACAGGUCGGCUGUCAGGUUGUGCCGCAAGCUCCAACAGUCAUACAGGUCGGCUGUCAGGUUGUGCCGCAAGCUCCAACAGUCAUACAGGUCGGCUGUCAGGUUGUGCCGCAAGCUCCAACAGUCAUACAGGUCGGCUGUCAGGUUGUGCCGCAAGCUCCAACAGUCAUACAGGUCGGCUGUCAGGUUUGUCGCAAGCUCCAACAGUCAUACAGGUCGGCUGUCAGGUUGUGCCGCAAUCUCCAACAGUCAUACAGGUCGACUCAGGUUGUGUCGCAAGCUCCAACAGUCAUACAGGUCGGCUUUCAGGUUGUGUCGCAAGCUCCAAUAGUCAUACAGGUCGGCUGUCAGGUUGUGCCGCAAGCUCCAACAGUCAUACAGGUCGGCUGUCAGGUUGUGCCGCAAGCUCCAACAGUCAUACAGGUCGGCUGUCAGGUUGUGCCGCAAGCUCCAACAGUCAUACAGGUCGGCUGUCAGGUUUGUCGCAAGCUCCAACAGUCAUACAGGUCGGCUGUCAGGUUGUGCCGCAAUCUCCAACAGUCAUACAGGUCGACUCAGGUUGUGUCGCAAGCUCCAACAGUCAUACAGGUCGGCUUUCAGGUUGUGUCGCAAGCUCCAAUAGUCAUACAGGUCGGCUGUCAGGUUGUGUCGCAAGCUCCAACAGUCAUACAGGUCGGCUGUCAGGUUGUGCCGCAAGCUCCAACAGUCAUACAGGUCGGCUGUCAGUUUGUGUCGCAAGCUCCAACAGUCAUACAGGUCGGCUGUCAGGUUGUGCCGCAAGCUCCAACAGUCAUACAGGUAGGCUGUCAGGUUGUGACGCAAGCUCCAACAGUCAUACAGGUCGGCUGUCAGUUUGUGUCGCAAGCUCCAACAGUCAUACAGGUCGGCUGUCAGGUUGUGCCACAAGCUCCAACAGUCAUACAGGUCGGCUGUCAGGUUGUGACGCAAGCUCCAACAGCCAUACAGGUCGGCUGUCAGUUUGUGUCGCAAGCUCCAACAGUCAUACAGGUCGGCUGUCAGGUUGUGCCGCAAGCUCCAACAGUCAUACAGGUCGGCUGUCAAGUUGUGUCGCAAUCUACAACAGUCAUACAGGUCGGCUGUCAGGUUGUGUCGCAAGCUCCAACAGUCAUACAGGUCGGCUGUCAGGUUGUGCCGCAAGCUCCAACAGUCAUACAGGUAGGCUGUCAGGUUGUGACGCAAACUCCAACAGUCAUACAGGUCGGCUGUCAGGUUGUGUCGCAAGCUCCAACAGUCAUACAGGUCGGCUGUCAGGUUGUGUCGCAAGCUACAACAGUCAUACAGGUCGGCUGUAAGGUUGUGUCGCAAGCUCCAACAGUCAUACAGGUCGGCUGUCAGGUUGUGCCGCAAGCUCCAACAGUCAUACAAGUCGGCUGUCACCUUGUGUCGCAAGCUCCAACAGUCAUACAGGUCGGCUGUCAGGUUGUGCCGCAAGCUCCAAAAGUCAUACAGGUCGGCUGUCAGGUUGUGUCGAAAGUCCAAUAA